CUCAGCCCUAACCAAAAGAUUUCGUGAUUAGCAUCAAGUCGACAAUUAUUGUAUUGCAUAAUCAACACCACACACGUGUUAUUGAAGCUUGAACAGCAAUGUCGUCGCGUAACCCUCCACCAUGGCGCAACGAACGCGACGGGCUUCCCCAACGCGCCGCACCAUCGUCAAGCAUUCCCGCGAAACGCUCCGCCGACACUCGAGCACAUGACCAUCCUGCCAAGCGGUCGACAAAUGCAGCCGAAGAAGCCUGGGUGGCAGACGAGGACCGUUUUGUGCUGCAGCAGGCGAAGACGAAGGCAGCCCUGCGCGUCAAGGGCGGUCGCGCCAAACCCAUCGACUGGCUGGCCGUCACGCUGCGCUUCGUCGACCCAACAAAAACCAUACACGACGAGGAGGUGGGCGAUGAUGACCUGGAAGUUGCAGAUCCAGAAGGCGUGUUGGAGGGUCUGCGUGAGGGAGAGCUCUCAGAACUCGACAAGGAGAUCGAGAACUACCUGACCCUCGAGACAAACAAGAGCAACCGAGAGUAUUGGAACGCCCUCAAAGUCAUCUGCAAAGACACACGACGCAAGUCGCGUUCCUCUGCCUCGGAGGCGCGCGGCACAAGCUCCGUCUCAUCAGACAUCGACCGACUGCUGGCGCCCAAGUCAUACGAGGAGCUCGAGACACUUGAAGUCCAGGUCAAGAGGAAGCUCGACUCGGACGAGCCCAUCGACUACGAUUACUGGGAGCAACUGCUGCGGAACCUGCGCGUGUGGAAGGCCAAGGCGAAGCUGCGGCGCGUCUCGCAGGACAUUGUCAAAGAGCGGCUUCAAGCGCUACGCAAGCAACAAGCGGUGGCAGCUGCGUCUGUGCAGGAAAGACUAUACAACUUGUUGACCGGUGGGGAUGACACGGUUGAAGGACGGCCUACCACUGUCGCGUACGAUGCAACACUCGACCCUCAACCCUUGCUGAAGCUCCGUGCUGAGGAUAAGGCGCUCGAGCAGGUCGCCACGCAGAAGUUCUUAGAUAGCAUGGCCAACGAUCGACGAAAGAUUCAGAAACUAGGAUAUGUACCAUUGCAGAAGGAGGCCCAACAUCGCACGACCACCGACAAUAUGUCACACACCAGCCAAGCUGUCACCACAAGCGCAUCCCGAUUUGCGCCUGUCGAGAAAGAGGACUAUUCUCAGGCCACCAUGGCCCUCUACGAGCGAGAGGUCGCGCGAGGCGUCGAAGAGGGCGAGGAAAUCUUUACGGCCGAAGAAGACGUCACAACCGCGAGACCACAGGGUACAGCCAACUACAAGCCCAGAAAACCACGCUAUUUCAAUCGCGUUCAGAUGGGCUACGAAUGGAACAAGUACAACCAAACGCACUACGACCACGACAACCCGCCCCCAAAGGUCGUGCAAGGCUACAAAUUCAACAUUUUCUACCCUGACUUGAUCGACAAAGUCAAAGCGCCGACGUACAAGAUCGAACGCGAGAACGGGCGCAAGCGCGGACAGUCGUUUGCACCAGCUGGCGAGGAUGACACAUGUCUUAUUAGGUUCAUCGCUGGCGCACCGUAUGAGGAUAUUGCGUUUAGGAUCGUCGAUAAGGAAUGGGAUUACAGUGCCAAACGGGAACGGGGGUUCAAGAGCAGCUUCGACAAGGGCAUCUUGCAGCUCCACUUUCAAUUCAAGAAGAUAUAUUACCGAAAGUGAUUGGUCUUCC
Molecule: messenger RNA, 1704 nt
Organism: Dothidotthia symphoricarpi CBS 119687
Lineage: Eukaryota; Fungi; Ascomycota; Dothideomycetes; Pleosporales; Dothidotthiaceae
Exons: 5
Coding region: 99-1694 (531 amino acids)
Biological process (GO): mRNA cis splicing, via spliceosome
Cellular component (GO): cytoplasm; spliceosomal complex
Molecular function (GO): protein binding
Source: RefSeq, a predicted model, not a curated record